AUGAACGCAACAACGUCUAUCCUCAUCACUUCUGCUGCUGUGCUUUUGGGCUACCUCUUCUACAAGAAAUUUGUCAAGCCACUUCAACAUUUCUCUAAUCAUGGCAUUCCAGGUCCUAAACCAAUACCGCUAGUAGGCAACAUACUCAAUGGCACUUUAAGAGAGGGAAUUCAUCCAGGAUUAUUAAAUUUGGCCGCAAAGUAUGGAGAUAUUUUCGGUUUUUACUUCGGUCCCGUUCGUGUUUGUUACGUCGGCAAACCUGACGUGGUCAAGCAAAUCCUUGUCAAGGAAUUUCCCAAGUUUACAAAUAAAAUUGGAGCUACCACUACUACAAUUCUCGAUCUGAAUUUGGAGAGCCUCCGCUCUCUAGUUAAAAGCAGCCUCGGUUCACGGGGCAUGAGGGAAUGUGGUGAGGAUUGUACGAUUGAAGGUUACCAUUUCAGCGAAGGAACUUCUGUUGUGUAUCCUAUUUAUGGUNUGCAUCACGAUACUAGGUACUGGGAAAAUCCUGAGGAUUUUGACCCUGAAAGAUUUAGCGAAGAAAGAAAAAAUGAUAUACAGCCGUUUACAUAUCUACCUUUUAGUACUGGCCCUCGAGUAUGCAUAGGCAUGCGUCUUGCUAUGAUCGAAAUUAAGAUUACUCUUUGUUAUCUUCUUCGAAGAUUUAGAUUUAUUCGAGCUCCAGAGACGGAAGUUCCAGUGAAAUUAAGUGUGUAUGCAACUUUGUGUCCCGCAAAUGGAAUUAAAAUUAAGGUUGUCGAUAGAAAGCACUCGUAA
Trichoplax adhaerens is the source of this 777-nucleotide messenger RNA. RefSeq lists its product as uncharacterized. The transcript has 8 exons. The record is from RefSeq and is a predicted model, not a curated record. NCBI's taxonomy places the organism in Eukaryota, Metazoa, Placozoa, Uniplacotomia, Trichoplacea, Trichoplacidae. Bases 1 to 777 code for a protein of 258 amino acids. Gene Ontology annotation, molecular function: heme binding; oxidoreductase activity, acting on paired donors, with incorporation or reduction of molecular oxygen; iron ion binding.